Anolis sagrei ordinatus is the source of this 2346-nucleotide messenger RNA. It is a transcript of the gene INKA2, whose product is annotated as inka box actin regulator 2. Gene Ontology annotation, molecular function: protein kinase binding; protein serine/threonine kinase inhibitor activity. NCBI's taxonomy places the organism in Eukaryota, Metazoa, Chordata, Lepidosauria, Squamata, Anolidae. The record is from RefSeq and is a predicted model, not a curated record. Gene Ontology annotation, cellular component: nucleus.
GCCUCCUCUUCCUCGCGCGCGCAAAGGGUUCCUUGCAAGCGGCGGGCGUUUGCAGAGUCCCACGCGAUCCUUUUGCAAAAACCCGCCCGGUUUCUCUCGCAUCCGCGCGCGGUGAACUUUUCCCUCCCUCUCGCCUUCCUUCCUUCUUUGGAGAAGGGUUGGAGCUUGCCCAGAACUCCAGAGAUCAAUGGGCAUCUUUUUUCUUUUUCCUUUUUAAAGUGGGGCUCUCGGAUUAGUUGCUGAAAGAACUCUUCACAGCUCGUGGCCAACCUUGUCUGGUGCAAAAAAGAAAAGGAGCGAAGCGCCGGGGAAGCACCUGAGCUCUUGGGGAGCUGCCGGGUGGGCUUGGAGGGCAGGAUGGAAAAGAAAAACAUGGAUCACUACCUGCGCCGCUUGAAGCAAGAGUUGUUAUCCAUGAAGGAGGUCGGGGAUGGGCUGCAUGAACAGAUGAACUCCAUGAUGGGUGCCCUGCAAGAGCUGAAACUCCUCCAAGUCCAGACAGCUUUGGAACAGUUGGAGAUUUCAAGCAACCCACACCAGGUUUCAGGACUUGGCCACCAUCAAUAUUGUCAAAGCAAUAAGGAGUUGCCAAGGGCAAGGAGAGAAGUCAGCAGGCAGAGUGAAAAACUGUUGGGAAAUAGUUAUUUGGAUGGCUGCAGUUCCUCGGCCUCUUUGUGCUCUACUCAGGUGUCACACUGCUCCAGCCCACUUUGCCACAUUACUUUGCCAGACAGUAGCCAUGGGCACAUGGCAUCAUCCCUUAACAGCAUAGGUAGUGAAGAAUACUAUCAUGCCAGUGGUCCUUCGUCAACAGUAAGUACUGCAGAGUAUCAUUCAUCAACAACAUUUGAAUCAUCCACUGAGCAUAUGUCUAGGAGUUGGUUUUCCCAAGACACAAGCAGCUUCUCUGAAAGUAAAUCAGGUUGCCAUGGGUGUCAUUUUUCUGAUGAGACCAACGAUUGGACUUCAUCACUCAUGUCUCAAAGCAGGAAUCGACAGCCUUUGGUCCUGGGUGAUAACAUCUUUGCCGAUUUGGUUGGGAACUGGUUGGAUUUGCCUGAGAUAGACAAAAAGGGAGAGAAGAAUGAGACAUCUUUGCCAACCAGCAGGUCCCAGGAGUUCUACAGAAAGUUUACCCUCACAGCCAAUAUCUUCAAGAAGUUCUUAAGGAGUGUUCGGCCAGACCGAGACAGGUUGCUCAAGGAGAAGCCAUGCUGGUUGCCAACAGAAGACAAAGAAGCUGAAAUCUUAAAGAGGCCCAAAAAAGUAAACAAACAGAAGGGGACCUUUUAUUUUCCAACCCAUGGGAACCUACCAAAUGCUCAGGACAAAGCAGAAAGGUGCCAAAAGAAGGAAACCAGCAAGGCCAAGGCCAAACACUGUGCUAAGAAGAUGCAUAACACAAUAGAGUACACUCAAACGGGGUUUGAUUUUAACACAGCUGUGUGGGUUUAAACUCCUGGGACUCAUCAUCUUAUUUGCCAAAACUCUUCAGUUCCAAACAAGAGAUAAACCAAAAGCAUUAUCUGUCAUACAUGGAAUCAUGUGAGAAAAAGAAGGAGAAAGUGGUUUCCAUAAAACAAACAUGGACACAAAUCAUUUCCACAACACAGCUUAUGUACUUUUUUGAUAAGGGGAAUCUGAUUGUACAGAAAAGCUCUCCAAAGCUAAUGCUGCAGAGAGAGUCCUUCAGAGUUUGGGAUGGGUGAAUUUCAGAGGAGGUCUAGCCCCUCUGUUUUUCCACCUAUAAAGGCUUCACGUUUGCCAAACAUAAUCAGUUCAUUUCUACUGCAGGUGGCAACAGAAUGUUAGAGGUGGUUGGGUGUGUUUGUAUGGUGUGUGGAUGUGUGUUUUUUAAUUCUUUUUCUUGUGUGCACUAAAUCCUGGUUUAUGCACCAGGCAAACAAAUGAGCACUUAAUAGUUAAAUUAAGAGUGAGGCAUGGAUCUGUAAGAAUAGAAAGACUGUGUGACUUGAAUAGCGGCUGAGUGAAGUUGGUACAGCCAGUCAUCACACUGCAUUUUGACUGUUUUUUCUAAAGUAUUAUUUCUGGCUCACCCCUCAUGAUCUUCACUGUACUAGAAUGUGUCUAAGGAGUGCUAUGUAGUAGGUAGUCAUGCCGCCACAGAAACUUUUAGGAUUAGCAGAAGUUCUUCACCUGUUCAUUUUGCCCUCAGAGCCUUAAACUCUUGAUGCCACACUGAGGUCCCAUAUUGCAGUUGAUCCCUUUCCUGGUUUUGUUGUUCUCUUUUACAUUUCUUACUGUGUAUGACUUUUGUCUUGUGAAAAUUAGUUUUCCUGUGGUCCACUCUCUGACUGUAUUAAUAAAGUGAUGUUCAUAUCUCCA